Micropterus dolomieu (smallmouth bass) is the source of this 1588-nucleotide messenger RNA. Its product is annotated as tubulin alpha-1C chain. The transcript has 4 exons. Gene Ontology annotation, molecular function: GTP binding; structural constituent of cytoskeleton. Gene Ontology annotation, biological process: mitotic cell cycle; microtubule cytoskeleton organization. Lineage: Eukaryota; Metazoa; Chordata; Actinopteri; Centrarchiformes; Centrarchidae. Gene Ontology annotation, cellular component: microtubule; cytoplasm. The record is from RefSeq and is a predicted model, not a curated record. Bases 148 to 1497 code for a protein of 449 amino acids.
CCGGGUGGGAGAGUAUAAAAUGCCCCGCCUUGCGGACAUCACUAGUUACUUCUUACACAGGACUCAUAAAGGCCUAGCUGUGAGAGCUAACGUAGUCUCUUUCUCCUCUUAAUCAGAACUCCUACGGGCUCCACAUCUUAAGGAAACAUGCGUGAGUGUAUCUCGGUGCACGUCGGUCAGGCUGGUGUCCAGAUUGGCAAUGCCUGCUGGGAGCUUUACUGCCUGGAACAUGGGAUCCAGCCGGACGGACAGAUGCCCAGUGACAAGACCAUUGGAGGAGGAGAUGAUUCCUUCAACACCUUCUUCAGUGAGACUGGAGCUGGAAAGCACGUCCCCAGAGCUGUCUUUGUGGACCUGGAGCCCACUGUCAUCGACGAGGUGCGCACUGGGACUUAUCGCCAGCUGUUUCACCCUGAGCAGCUGAUCACUGGCAAGGAGGAUGCUGCCAACAACUACGCCCGUGGACACUACACCAUCGGCAAAGAGAUCAUUGACCUGGUGCUGGACAGGAUCCGUAAACUGGCUGACCAGUGCACUGGCCUUCAGGGCUUCCUGGUCUUCCACAGCUUUGGAGGUGGCACCGGCUCUGGUUUCACCUCCCUGCUGAUGGAGCGUCUGUCUGUCGACUACGGCAAAAAGUCCAAGCUGGAGUUCUCCAUCUACCCAGCUCCCCAGGUGUCCACCGCUGUGGUGGAGCCCUACAACUCCAUCCUGACCACCCACACCACCCUGGAGCACUCUGACUGUGCCUUCAUGGUAGAUAACGAGGCCAUCUACGAUAUCUGCCGUAGGAACCUCGAUAUCGAGCGUCCUUCCUACACCAACCUGAACAGGUUGAUCAGUCAGAUUGUGUCCUCCAUCACUGCUUCCCUUCGUUUCGAUGGUGCCCUCAAUGUUGAUCUGACCGAGUUCCAGACCAACUUGGUGCCAUAUCCCCGUAUCCACUUCCCUCUGGCCACCUAUGCCCCUGUUAUCUCUGCUGAGAAGGCUUACCAUGAGCAGUUAACGGUGUCAGAAAUCACCAACUCCUGCUUUGAGCCAGCCAAUCAGUUGGUAAAAUGUGAUCCUCGCCACGGCAAGUACAUGGCUUGCUGCCUUUUGUUCCGUGGUGACGUGGUGCCCAAAGAUGUGAAUGCUGCCAUUGCUGCCAUCAAGACCAAGCGCUCCAUCCAAUUUGUGGACUGGUGCCCCACUGGUUUCAAGGUGGGCAUCAACUACCAGCCACCCACUGUAGUUCCUGGUGGAGACCUGGCCAAGGUCCAGAGGGCUGUGUGCAUGCUGAGCAACACCACUGCUAUUGCAGAGGCCUGGGCUCGACUUGACCACAAGUUUGAUCUGAUGUACGCUAAGCGUGCCUUUGUUCACUGGUAUGUGGGUGAGGGUAUGGAGGAGGGAGAGUUCUCUGAGGCCAGAGAGGACAUGGCAGCUCUGGAGAAGGAUUAUGAGGAGGUUGGAGCUGAUAGCAUGGGAGAUGAGGAUGAGGGAGAGGAGUAUUAAUAAUGUGGGAGAUGAGGAUGAAGGAAACCUUCACUUCUAUGAUCUCUGAUCUGUAUUAAUGUCAAAAAUAAAGUUUGUCCAUUGAAAACUG